AUGUCAGAAACUGAGCUGGAAAAGAUAAAAGUAAGAGCAGCUGAGCAUUUUGAAAAUGAUAAAAAUAAUAUUUCUUGGUUGAAGGAAGGAUUAUCGACUACUAGUAUAUUCCCUCUGGGAAAGCCGGAUAUGCAACUCACAAAUGAAAAACAUGCAGAAGAGAAACCCAUUAAUGCUAUCGUUAUAAAUUCAGUAUCCGAGUUCAACAUCACAGAUGGACCAGCCAAGGAAACUUCCACCGAGAAAAAGCUGUCAGAAUCCACCACAUCACUGUCCUCCCUUGAAGAAUGUCAAACGAGAUUUUCUUACCUCCAAACCGAUACGUCAGUUCAUCAGAGAGACACUGAUGAGGAGUGUGCCUCCCUCAUCCUCACCUGCCUCUUUUGCCAGUUUUGGGAUUGUCUCCUGAUGCUCCCGGACACGUGUGAGACGGUGUGCACCAACACGUGCUGCCCCUCCUACCGGUACCACCACGCCGCGGAGGAAGGCCACUCGCGGAAUGACUGCAGCUGCAGCUGUGACAUGGACUGCAGCCUGUUUGAAUCUUGUCACGAGACCGGCGAGUGUCUGGAGCUGGCCAUGGAGAUCUCAGAGAUCUGUUACCGCUAG
Molecule: messenger RNA, 609 nt
Organism: Eptesicus fuscus (big brown bat)
Lineage: Eukaryota; Metazoa; Chordata; Mammalia; Chiroptera; Vespertilionidae
Gene: MDFIC2
Product: MyoD family inhibitor domain containing 2
Exons: 5
Coding region: 1-609 (202 amino acids)
Source: RefSeq, a predicted model, not a curated record